CUUUUACACUAAUGAGAUUUCUUCUAAAGGAAAAAAAAAAAAAUCGAAAAAGGAUUGGUCACUUAGUCUGUCUGGCUCUCUUCCAUUACAAAGCAGUGUUUUUUUCCAGACUUACAGUACACAGAGACCAUUUAUGUUGCUCAGACUUGGAGUGUAACAGGUGUUGAACUCAUGAUGUUUACUGCUGUCAUCUCUCUGCUUUUCCUCACAGGUGGGGUGUCCACAGAGAGGAAAUGCAGUUAUCAGGAAGUGUUAAAUUAUCUUAACCUGACUAAAUCCAAUGAGCUGUACUUCAUGACCCGACCCGUUAAAGACUACACACAGCCCACAUGGGUGUCACUGGAAGUCCUGCUCUAUGCCAUUUUAGACGUGGUUGAGAAAGACCAGAAAUUCAUUCCUUAUGUUUGGACUGUUACGAGGUGGCAGAAUGAAUAUAUUUCUUGGAAACGAAAUGACUUUUGUGGAAUUGAUAAAGUGUCCCUUCCUACUGAAGUUUUGUGGAAGCCUGAUCUUAUCAUUGAAGAGAUGACAGAGAAGGACAAAGCACCAGUUAUUCCAUAUCUCUUCAUCGAUUCUAAAGGAUAUGUUGAAGUUCAUGAAGACCAGGCUCUGGUCAGCACCUGCCGGAUGCAUGUUUACAAAUUUCCAUUCGACACACAGAGCUGCAACCUCACAUUUAAGUCUGCCAUUCACACUGCUAAAGACAUAAGACUCCAGGCGAGCGACAACUCAUCAGAAGCCACAGAAUGGUCUCGUGAAGUGAUGCGGACUCAAUACGAGUGGCUGUUCAUAAAUAUGAAAGUUACAACCCACAACAUCACCAACCCUGAUCAGGACAUCAUUAUCUACACUAUAAAUAUGAAGAGAAGGUCUCUUCUGUACGUCAUCAAUUUCUUGCUGCCCGUCCUGUUCUUCCUGUGUCUGGACUUGGCCUCCUUCCUCAUCUCAAACAACGGGGAGGAAAAACUCACUUUCAAAGUCACUGUGUUGCUCGCCGUCACAGUAUUGCAGCUUAUUCUGAAUGAAAUUCUGCCAGCGUCAUCAGACAGGAUUCCGCUUAUAGCGGUCUACUGCAUUGGGAUGUUUACUCUGAUGCUACUCAGCCUCCUGGAGACGAUUGUGGUCAUGUAUCUGAUGAAAAAAGACAAUGUUUAUCGGGAUAACGCAGCAGACAAUGUGGGAUGUUUAAGAGAAGAUGCCAGGGAUAACUGGAACCACACUGAUAAUGUUUUUGACAGAGGAAAAGUUUAUGGUUCAUCCAUCUAUGAUGUGUCCUCUGCUGACAUCCCAUCACUGCUGGAUCGACAGGAUGCGAGCAGUAAAUUGACUGAAGAGUUCCGUGCUUUGGAAAGGCUGUCAGAUGAGCUGAAGAAGGUGGAGAAGACACUUUCUUUGCUUCUUGCUGGACACAUAGAAAAGAAACCAGGAUACUGGACCAGACUGGCUAAAAAAUUCAAUAGAGUUUUCUUCAUUUUUUAUGUUACAAUGAUCGCUGUGUUUUUCAGUUUUAUUUUUUCACAGUGGAGUAAUGAAUAG
Sphaeramia orbicularis (orbiculate cardinalfish) is the source of this 1536-nucleotide messenger RNA. RefSeq names its product 5-hydroxytryptamine receptor 3A-like. The coding region runs from base 172 to 1536 and encodes 454 amino acids. Lineage: Eukaryota; Metazoa; Chordata; Actinopteri; Kurtiformes; Apogonidae. Gene Ontology annotation, molecular function: transmembrane signaling receptor activity; extracellular ligand-gated monoatomic ion channel activity. The record is from RefSeq and is a predicted model, not a curated record. Gene Ontology annotation, cellular component: membrane. Gene Ontology annotation, biological process: monoatomic ion transmembrane transport. The transcript is spliced from 10 exons.